Messenger RNA from Scheffersomyces coipomensis, 1645 nucleotides. It is a transcript of the gene FPG1, whose product is annotated as Fpg1p. Gene Ontology annotation, molecular function: zinc ion binding; DNA N-glycosylase activity; damaged DNA binding. The coding region runs from base 114 to 1373 and encodes 419 amino acids. NCBI's taxonomy places the organism in Eukaryota, Fungi, Ascomycota, Pichiomycetes, Serinales, Debaryomycetaceae. The transcript has 2 exons. Gene Ontology annotation, cellular component: nucleus. The record is from RefSeq and is a predicted model, not a curated record. Gene Ontology annotation, biological process: base-excision repair.
CGAAAAUUGUAAACCAAAUUUUGAUUUACACUAUUAGUACUACUAGGUACAUCUACUUAAGGAUUCAUACACUACAUUGUUAUAUCAACACAAGUUCUAGUACUAUUGUAACGAUGCCUGAAGUAUCAGAAGUAGCUCAUGUAUGUGCUUUAUUAAGAAGAAAUGUAUUAGGUUAUAAGAUUGCUAAAGUCAAUUUACAUAAUGAUAAUUUAUUAUUCCCAGCUUUAAAGAAUGCUACUGAUCCUGAAGGAGAAUUACAAAAAUUAACUAAUAAUUUGACCAAUUCAGUCAUUGAUUCGAUUGGUAGACAUGGGAAGUAUUUUUGGAUAAGAUUGAAAUUGGCCAAUGAGCCGAAGAAGACAGGGGUGUUUCUUAUGCAUUUUGGAAUGACUGGUAUGAUUAAGAUUAAGAAUGUUAAAUCACAUAUGAUAUUCAUGGAGAGUGGUGGUGAUGUUAAAGUCUUGGAUAAAUUGAAUAAAGCAAAGGAGACUGGAACUGAAUCAAAGUAUUUUAAAAAGGAAGAGACAGAAGAAGAGGUAGUAGAAGAGGAAGAGGAAGAAGUAGUAACUGAAUGGCCUCCAAGAUUUUCUAAAAUGGAAUUAGUUUUAGAAAAAGAUGAUUCAAAAUUAGAUUUAGCGUUUAUCGAUGCAAGAAGAUUAGGUAGAAUACGGUUAUUAUUAGGAGAUGAAUAUCAAACUAAUGAAAGUUUAUUAACUCAAAGUCCUUUAAAUGCAUUAGGACCUGAUUAUUCUAAGCCACUAGCUUAUGAUGCCAAGAAAGAUAAAGAAUUCAUCUGGGGUGAUCCAGCACCUGAUAAUUAUGGAAGACCGAUCUUACCACUUGUUGAUUUCAAUCAAUUAAUCUUAAAGAAGAAAGUUCCUAUUAAAAGUUUAUUAUUAGAUCAAGCAUAUUUUGCAGGAAUUGGGAAUUGGGUAGGAGAUGAAGUAUGUUAUAAUGCUCGAAUUCAUCCUACUGAAGUGAUUUCAAAUAAGAUAGUUAGUAAUGAUGAUAAGACAAUAAUUGAUCCUAUAAUUGAAAGAUUAUAUAAUUCGAUUAUUUAUGUAUGUCAAUAUAGUGUUAAAGUGGAAGGAGAAGUGACGAAAUUUCCUAAUGAUUGGUUAAUGAUAUUUAGAUGGGGUAAAGCGAGGAAAAAGGGACCAAAGGUUAAGACUAGUGAAGGAUAUGGAGUUGAUUAUGUUACCAUAGGAGGUAGAACCAGUUGUUUUGUACCUGAUUUACAAAAACCAUUAAAGAAGCAAGUGAAAGAAGAGAGUGAAACUAGUGGUGGUGGUAGUGAUAGUAAACGAAAAAGAGGGGAUGCAACAAGCAAAUCACCUGCAAAAAGGACAAGUAAAAGAGUUAAAAAGGAGUAAGACCUUUAAACGAAAUUGAUAAGAUAACUUUAACUCGAGCUCUCCCCUCCUAGAUUUAAGUAAACAAAUAAACAAAAAACAAUAGACAAUGGAUAAUGGAUGUGUAUGUUUAGCUAAUCUAUACAGUCUAGAUUAAAAAUGUUUAUUACAAACAACAUUUUGUUUAUUCGCUGUUUUCCCCCACAUUUCUCACUUCUCCACAAAAUUGGUUUUUCUUCUCAGUAGCGGUAGCCAUCAGUUGUUAUUUUACGUCAUUAAAAUUUGAGUGUCUA